GUGUCACAUCAUGGCUGUCGGAGAGAAAGCCUCUCAUAUACUAGAGGAUAUGUUGGCAGUUUCGUAAGAAUUUCCUUAGCUUUCUCUGCCGAGGAUUGAUCCUGGAAUCAUGAACGAUGAAGAAGACUUACCCAGUGAGAUAGACACCAUCAGAGAUCUGUGUGGCUUGCAAACAAGAGACGUAACUUCGCGGCUUGAAUUCCUUGAAUUGCUAGGAAAAACACUAAAAGCGUGGACAAACAGACAUCAAGAAAAUGGGGAAAAUGGGUUUGAAAACUUUUCUUCGAGUGUUUUGCCUUGUAUUUUGAGACUGUCAUUUAGAAGUCCCUUUUCGGAUAUCAGGGAGCGUUGUACAGAGUUGCUCCUCGCCGUGAAGGUAAGGAACAUGUGAAGUAUCGGAUCUAGCCAUUUGUGUCAUGUUUACCACUUCGUUUGAAGAAAUGGCCGCUCAGCUUUUGUUAUUUUUUUCUCUAGGAAAAAGGUAUUAAGGUUCCUCGAGCGAUUCACAAGGGGCCUUCGAUGUUUAUUCCGUCGAAAAAGGUAUUUAUUCAUCGCUGUUUUUAGAGUAAUCGUAGUUCGCCCGCUAAAAAUCUCCUGUAUUGGUUCAAAAGGUCAAACUCAAGUUGCAUCAUCCCAGUGCCAGCCGAACCGGUAUUUGUAAACCUUGCCUUUUUGGUCUUAACGAACGGUAAUAGAGAACUAACCCAAUCCUCUUCGACCUCUGCAAAGAAUUUUCAGCAUAUUCUGUUCAAAGUACUUUACUUAUUAAUUUGAGAUUUGUACUCUGCCGAAUGGAUUUAUCUAUUGUACCUAUUCUCUAUCUCUAUAGUAUCUUCUACUUUCCAUAUUUCAUGCCUUUUUAUCUCAUGGACACCCUUUCGUGCCGCGAGAAUAUUAGCACAAAGCGAAAACGGACUAAUCUCAUUUCUUUUCAUUACGAAAAGAAUACUGUACCUCAGGUAGACUGAAGCAUUUGAUCUCAAAUGCUGUGCAGUGAAAGCGAAUUUGCUGCUGGCAAAUGAUGUUUCUGCAAAUCUUCGUAUUUCGGUCCACCGGCUUAAAUAUUUAUUGAUCUAAAGUUUAGGUUCUAAGGUCCAUGAGAUAUGUUUUUAAGUCUCAACAGCAAUUAAAAUUUAUCAUUUACGCAUAUUGUGCGUCACUAGUCUGAAUUGUUUUAUUUGUAAUUCGGUCUGGUGAUUCGACAUUGUUAAUUCCAUCUGAUUGUCUGCUUGAGGGCGUAGAUAUAGAUAUUUCAAAAUUAUUAUUGGGACCUUUAUGUUACCUUGGAAUCUCCCACAGGUAGAAAUUUUUAUCCAGCAAUAGAUUGUUAGUUAUUUUAAGGCUUAUGUGUGGAGAAUCGUGUAGUUAGACCCUGCAUGCCUAGGGACUAAUAUUAUAUGCUUCUGCUAAUACUGAUUGUGUAACUCUAGAGUGGAUUGAGGUACAUUGUGUGUAUUACAUUUCUCAUAUCGUUUAGUUACUGUUGAAACAUUAACAAUACAAGCUUUCUGUCUCAAUUUAUGUAUAAAGCAAAAUCCUUCUUCAUUGAGAUCACGGUAAUAAACCUCACCAGUGAACAAUGAAAAUGAAUAAAUAGGGUUUUCCCCAUGAAAAAACUGAUGUGAGCAGCAAAAGGGAAGGAAAGAAGCAUGUGGUUUUGUGUUCAUUCUAAACACUCCAGGCUAAAUUUACAACAGGAUAUUGCUUUCUUCAAUAUAACACUGACUAGUCUAGGAGUCAGUUGUCAUAGAGCUGGACUAAAUUUGAAUAUUUUCCUCUCUGAGGCAAUGUAUCAUAUUUGCAUGCGUAAAUUGGACUGUAUGUGAUGAUUGCAUGGGACAAGCAUAAAAUUGAAACAAAACCAGACAAUGUUGGAGUGAUGAAGCUCAAAUCUUGGAAAGAUUUGGAUCAAAAUCUUUUCAAUGACAAACUGAUUGUCAUCUCAGGAAACCCUCCAGAAAAAAAGGCUAAUUCCAGUUUUAAGGCAAUGUUUUGUCUUCUUUGUUUUUUUUUUGUAAGUGAAGUAAGUUGAGAUGACAAUUUUAAUGAUAUGAAAACAUUUUGUGAUAAGUUAACCUCAAAACAAAUUCACCAAGAUAUUACAGUAACUUAUUGUUUCAAUUAUUGGAAAGAAAAAUCCUAAUGGAGGGAAAGGCAAAGAGGACACAAAAUAUUUUGUAUUUAGCGUAAUGAAACAUUGGUGAAGAGAAUUAAGAGUAGAGUAGGUGGGAGGACCUCACUUUCAAACCAUCAUUCCCUAAUGCUAAACUAUGGCUUCACCCAGUUGGUUUGAUCCAGAUAACUAACUGUGAGCAGCAGCAUUGUGGAAUAGAAUUAAAAAGUGUUGCUUGUGGUUAAUUUAUAUUGCCAUGUGUGUUUGCUCACAUGUUGUUCACUUUCAAAUUCCCUUCCUACGUUACCACAAAAUCUAGCUCAUGAGCUUAUUCUCUUUUCAUUUGUGUUCCAAAGCUCUCUGCAUUGCUUUUUGCCUUGUUAACCCAAAACUGUUAGAUGGUUCUAUAUUUUGCUAAAUGAAGUUAGUCAGUCAGGGUCAUUACAAAAAAAGCCUUUGUUCCUACAAAUACUACUGAAAGGCAAAUACAGUUUUGCAUCAGAAACAUCACAUUUUGACAUCUCUCUUAACCCUGUGACCAACUUGUCACAGUGAGUAAAUAUGUGUUAUCAAAAGACAGUGCACCACCUACUCUUUCCGUGCCCUUGGUUUGCUUCUUUCAUCUGCCAAUCCCAAUUUUAAAUCUUUAAGCAUUGUUUGAAGGUACAUAAUUUAAUUCAGUCUAUAAUUUACAGCUCCAUGUAUGCCUUACACAUAAACAGAAACAUUUAGAAAGGCAAGACAGUGUAAUUAGUAUGCUUAAUCUAAAUUUUCGCAAAUAAUAGACAUGUGUGAAUUUGAUUUUAAUGAUUUCUUCAAACAUUUGAAAUGCAAAAAGUAUAAAAAGUUUCUUUUAAUUUGUCAAUGGAAUGCCUUGCCUAUCAUAGUGUAAUAGCUGAAUUUUUGUCAUACAUUUUGUUGAGAAAAUACAUUUGCAAUUUCUUCUCCUCUUGAGGUUGCAAAACAUCCUGAAGAAUGGAAGUAUAGAUAAACUGAUAAACCUUCCUAAGUGGUUUUGCAAAAAUUAAAACAUGUUCUUCUACACAUUCAAUAUUUGAGUUUUUACUUAGUGCUUGCAAUGGCAUCACUACAAUUUCUACUAUUAUAUUGGUACAAUUUGCCUUGAAAUGAGCAAAGUUGCUGUUGCUGAAAAGUAAGAAGGAGGAGCAUUGCUUCAAGUUUUGCAGUCAAUUUUCUUGCCUUUUCUGCAAUAUCUUUAAUCGAAGAUAGACAGAGCUAGCAGCAAAGUCUUGCAAAUUUACCAGCUGAGUUUGCAGGCAACUACAUCCUACACACAUUCGUUUGAAGUCUUUGAUCCUCAAAAUAAACAUUCAAGGCAGUUAAAUUUGUUUGAUAUUGCAAUAAUUACUGGGAAGUCUGAGACAUCAAUCAACUUAGAUGCUGAAGAACAUGCUACAAAAACAAAUGUUAGAAUAAAAAGAAACAACAAGCUAACAGAGAAAAACCAAAAAAGAUGAAAAUCAUAAUUAGCCAGCACCUGCACAUUUUGAUUAUCCCUGCUCUCGAUUAAUAUUGCUGUGGUGAUGAGUUAAAUAUCAGAAAUCUCAGAGCUAUGAACCCUAUAUAAAACCCUGUAUAUGCAAUACUUUGCAUCAAUCACUUAUUAUUUUGUAGUACUAAACAUAUGCAUCCUUGAACAGGUUCCUUCUAUGGACACUGAUGAUGAGCAGGUGCUUAGCUUGCUUGUGGAAUCCUUCCUGUUAAGUGGACGUGUCACAAAUGUCACUUCUCUGAUUGCACUUCACCCUCAGUACCUGGAAUGCUUCCUUAAGACUGAGUUUUCUAUGUUUAAAGGGGAAGGUCCCCUACCUUUUAUCUGGAGAUGUUACAUUGCUAUCAUGGUUAGUGCAGUAGUUGUUUUUCAUAGUGCAACCCUACCUAGCUUUUCAUUCCCAUAAUUAUUAAUUAAAUGGUAUAGUUAUUCUCUUUAGUAGUUACAUUGCAAUUUACAUUUGGUAAAAUAUCUAAAUAACAACCUCCAACAGAUAGGUUGGUCUGAUCUGACCACCUCUUUGGUGGAUAGUGUUUUGUCAGUGGGGGAGAUUUCAUUCCAGUUAUCUCCCAGUGGGAGUAACAUGUUGAGCAUGAGGAGAAAUGGAAAAGGACUGAACAAUUUUUUGUGCUUUGAAAAGGAGUUUAUGUUUUAUGGGAGUCCUGUUCCAUAUGUGAAUGGCACAUUUCAUUUUUACUGGCAUUAAGAAUAGUGAGGUCUUCAAGCUGCAACCAUCUUGGUCACCAUGGCAAGUAAUUCAAACUAUAAAGGCUGAAUUUGCAGCCUGUUCACAGCAGUCAUGCAGAACCCUGUAAUAUUUUUAUUUCUUAGUAGUUAUAGUCUAAAGGAUUUAAGUGAGAUUAUAAUUUUUACAAAAUAUUAAGGAAUAUAUCAGGGUACAAAAUACACUUUUCAUCUAUUUUUGAAAUGAAUUGUUGUUAAUUGGUUUCAUUUUUUAGGGUGCAAGCAGGCAUCGCUGUUGCUUCUUGGUAUGUAUUACAACUCCUAUAACAAAAGUUAAUUUUUCCCAUCUGCAGUUAGUGUGUUUAACUAUUUCCAAACAGUCAGACUACCUUCAAGAACUCCCUGUGUCAAAUUGAGUUAUAUAAACUAACUAAAGGUUAUUUAAUCUGUUAUUUUAAAGACAGGGCAAUUAUUUUGACAUUGACAAUUGAGACAUUGAUACAGUAACUGUGCUAUCAUUCUGGGACAACUUGCCAUUUAUUGUACUCUUAGUUGUAAUUGGCAUUUUCAUUGUCCUUUUUUAGGUACGAUUGUAUGAGAUAGAGUUUCUGAAACAACAAGGAGAGAAGGAAUGGCUUCAAGGCCUGAACUACAUUCCAGCCAAACUAAGAGCUCUCUGUGAGAUCAACAAGAUCUUAGCACACCAGCCAUGGCUACUGAAAGCCAGUCACAUUGAGGUAGGUGUCAAAAUUGGGUUGGAGUCUAAGAAGUACAUGUAAAUAUAAAAUGUGGUAAAGUAAACUGCAACAUUGAGGCAUUAAAGGGAACAUGAAACUUGAUGACUGCAUGUGCAUGUAUCUUACUGGUUUUUGACCAGAAGACAGCAGGGCUUCAGAUUACUGUUUUUCAUUGGAUUAUGUCUGGCUAAAUUGGCAAGUGUCCAACAAGGUCAGACACAAUGUCUGGACAAAAUUUUCUCCUUAUUACAAUAAUAAAAGAAAUGACAAAUCUGGUUUCCUCUAAAUGAUGAUUUUGUCUAAACAAGGAUAUAUUUAUGAGUAAACAGUAAUAAUGAAAACCUGUACAACUAAGAUGGUGACUUUUUAAGACUUGCUACUUCAAGAAAGAAAAGUUGUUUUCAGCCAAACAUUGACUGUGAUCCCAUUUACUUGUGUGCUGCAACAUUGCAUUCAGCCUUGGAACAUUGACUGUGAUCGUGUUUUAACUGUCAUAGUGUCAUGAAAUAUUUUAAUGUCGUGUUUCAGAACCUUCUCAAAGGACAAGACAAUUGGUCACUUUCAGAACUUGUCCAGGCCAUUGUAAUCCUUGUUCAUACCCACAGUCUGUGUAGCUUUGUAUAUGGCUGUGGAAUAAGACCAGAAAUAGACUUUGACAGAGGGCACACGUAUAAAACACAAUCACUCUCUGAGUUUAACAAAGCAAUAAUUGAAGGAGAUAACCUUCCUGUUAAUGGUGUGGACAAUCAAUCAAGCAUGAAUAACCUGGUGGAGAAAAUGAAGGAGGCAGAAGCCAAACAGGAUACACUUCUGGAGACCACACAGGAGGAACUGUUUCAACAGUUUGAAAAAGUAGAAAGUGGAGAAGGUAGGAGAAGGUGUUUUGUGUGAAAGCUGUUGUUACAUGUUGUUAUAAAUGAAGUUAAGCCUUUUCAUGGUUUAACCAGCUUAUGGAUAGUCUUGGUUCUGGUUAUUUUUAAUGUGCCUCUGCUUUUACUUUACACAUACCCUAUUCUCUCAUUUGCCACUAAUCUGGAACAAACAAAAGUACUCAAGCACAGCCAAAAUUGUCAGUCAUUAAAUUUUUACCAAUGAAUAUAAGUGUGCGUAGGUUAUGUCACUUGAAUUUCCUCUUGCCUUGAUUGCACUUAGCUUGGAAUACUUUUCGUAAGUCUGUGGCUACUUUCAUUAGCAGUUUUUAUAUCAUUUCUUAGGCAAUGUGAGCCAAGAUAAGUCUUGUAUAGCUUAGCUUACACCUAGCUCAAGAGAUUUUCCUUUGCUAGAAGUUGUUGUUUGUUACACUAGCUUCUCUUUUACAUUUCUAGUUUCCACUAGUAAAGACAAAGUUUCAGUUGCCAAUGAAGCACCUCAGCCAGGUAUAGCAAGGUACCUAACAGACGCCUCAUUUUGUUACUAUGAUUUUGCAAGCAGAGAAGAAAGUGACAUAUCAACCUUCCGAGUGCAAGAUUACUCGUGGGAAGAGCAUGGCUUUUCGCUUAUCAACAGACUCUACCCUGACAUGGGUCAGAUGUUGGAUGAUAAAUUUAGCUGUGCAUUCAACCUGACGUAUAACACGUAAGCAAUGUUUAUCCAUUGUCAGAAGUAGUAGUCAGUAAUUGGUGGUCUCACCCCACUGUACAACUUUCAAACCAGAUUUUUAUUUUAUGAGAUCUGAGUGUCAGUGUUAAGAUAAAGUCCAUGUUUAAGUUGAAUGAAAUCUGAGAUAUUGGAGAGGCGCAUCAUAACUUUUAUGGCAAAUGGAAAAAAUUUGCAUGUUGCAAUCUGCUUCUAGUGAUUAUGGGAUGAAACAAAAAUACCUGCACAGGCCAUAAACAAGAGAUGAUUUUUCUACAGGGUUGAUCUAGAGACAAGAGGAAAAAUGAGUAACAUUAGAGUUUACUUUUGGCCUUUGUCUUUGACAAGAAUGCAUUGCUUAAAUUGACCACUGAGCAAGUAUUUGCAAGAACAAGCACUCAUUUGUUAAUGAAAAAUUCACCAAAAGAAAUUUGCACAAAAGCUGCAUAGUCAUAUUUAACAGCAACACUUUUUCAGAAUUUAUAAUUAUUUUAUAAAACACUAUGCAUAGGUGAACAUCAUUUUGUUAUGAUCUCAGGUUGGGUAAAGUGGAAAAUGUGGACACAUCAACUUUUCGCACAGCUACUUGGAACUAUAUUCAUUUGGUUUUUGGCAUAUAUCAUGAUGAUUACCUAUACACUGAGGUAAAUUUUCACUUUCACAAUCCACAUAGAAAAAAAUAAAAAAGCAGGUGCAUGUUUCAUGCUAGAAGAGAUGUAUUGUACUAGUUUGCUGUGAGAUAUGGUAAUGUAUAUGUGAAUCUGAGACUUGAAAUUUAGGUAAUGGAAAGUAAUAGUCAUUUUAAAAAUAAUGCAGUUUCAAGAAGCUGUUUUUUUAUCUUGUAGGUUAACAAGCUGUUGGAAAGACCAUUUAAAAAGUACAUUAAAGUGGUUAGUGGAUGUUAUCUUUCAAUUGUCAUUUUCCAAAUUUCCUUUGAACCCUUUGCCUCCAAACAACAGUAUGCAUUCUGUCUAUAUUGUUCUCUAUACAUUUCUUAAGUUGCUGACAAGGAGACUUUGUUUAACAGUCAAGAGCUUCUUAAGUUGGUGAUCAUUUCCUUUAUUCUCUGGACCUUAAUGUGUGAUUCAGGGGUGAUAGUGCAAGGAGGAAGUAGAUGCUUGUCACCUUUAAGGGGUCAGAGGGUCAAUAGACUGUAGACAACUGAGUUUUUGAAAAAAUUUAUGUAUGAAUUGCAUUACUUAUAUUUAACUAUGAAUAGAACUUAGCAGUCAAAGAGGGUAAUGACCUUGAUAUUUCUUGUAGGUUGCUUGCCGUCCCGAAAAAGUUACCCUGGAUGACUACAUGGGAUUUAUGCCAGACCUUGACCAUUCAGAGAAGGUAUGAUCUGUCCAAUCCUGCAUAGGAAAAAAAAAAGAGAAAGCAAACAAACUAACAAUUGAAAUCAAAAUCCAGAUACUGUAUCUAUGACCGUUCUCUCUGUGUUGGUAAGGCUGUGGCCUUACAGUUAUUGAGGUGGGACUUAGUGGAACUAAAUGUGAAUAUUGAUUGGGUAAUUGUGGAAUGCCUGUGGCGAUUAUUUAAAGAACGUUGCCUCGUCUCCUGGGGUUACUGUUCAUCUGAGAAGUUAUUUUAUUUCCUAUUUCUUCGCAUCUCAGCAUGGCACAUCAGUAACUUUAAUAAAUCUUCAUUUCACUGUUAGGUUCAUAUCAACCUUUUACUGUUGGAGUCUCGCCUUCAGGCUGAACUUCUGUACGCAUUAAGAGCAAUAAUGAAGUAUAUGACGUGAUGUACCACGUGACGAUAUUUGACGCGAUGUACCACGUGAUGUAUAGAGUUAGAAUCGUUAAACUAGUAUUGAAUAGAGGAGAAUCCCUUGUUGGUUAAUCCUGAUUAUAUUUAUUAUCUUAUGUUGACAGCUUUCUUAAGAGUACAAAUUGUUGUUGUCGUUUUUAAAUUUUUGGAGUGAUUUGGAAAUUUAUCUCUCUCGUUUCCCAGUAUUCUAAAUCAUUUUGGCUGUCUCUUUUAAAUGAAAAUGUCUUGAGAAUAUUUUUAUUUGAAUGAGGAAAACAAAUAUUACAAUGCUUCAAGUUUGAGAAACUUUUGCAUUUCGAUAUUGUUUUGUUUUUGUUAUCCUUAAGAAAGCAAGUAUUGUAACAUUUCCAAGUCUGCGCUCGACAACAAGAAAUUGUGUCUUAUUCUAAGAAGGUAAUUAGAAAUAUCUUUGCUGGCUUCUUCCAUUUUAGUUGUUUGUUGAGUGGGUAACUUAGAUCUGAAAUGCUAGAGAUGCCUAGUAAUGUUUGAUAGUGGCCUUCUAGAUUUUGAGUGGAUGAAAAAAAAAAGAUCAGGAAUUGGGCUGUACUUCGUAGCUUUCGUUUCUGGGGAAAAAAACAGAGAUUUCAAACUACAACAGCAAACUGAUGACACCACAGUGUCCUUACUACAAUUCAGAAUGGAAUGGUAGUUGUGUGUAAAGUAAAAUCUAUUUUUUCAUUUAUUUAUACGAGAUGUUCAAAGCGGUUUGUGAAAGGAGACUGUCAGAAAGUCCAAAAUUUUGGGAUGGCACAAGGAGCUAGUCACAGGCUAGUGUAGAAAUGUUUAAUUGACAAGAAGGGAGGGCUUAAGAUCACGUGACGGACAACGAUGGCGUGAGGAGUUUUAUUUGAUUGGCUGUGCUUUUCAACCCUUUCUGAUUUGUCAGAUCAUCUCAUAUGCGCUAUUGCGUGUAUGAUCAAAGUGCAACAAGAACAUUUUUAAACUGAUAUUUACUACAGAAGGGCAAUUAAGAUUAUUAGUUAACCAAUACUGUACUACAUACAGUGUGGAUGUCGGAUUAAUUUCGCUCGACUAAGAACCUUCAGCAAAUCACUCUUGCGGUGAGAAGGUAUCUAGUCUUUUACUUCUUGCCCUUCUGAACUGUCUCGUUCCUCAGUGGAUGUGCUUACGACUAAGUAUAUUUUAUCAUCUUGAUAUUAAAUGUUACUUCAGUAGAGGUCAUUACUAAAUUUUGAAGCGAACAUAAAGGUGGGGGAAAUUAAUCGCUUGUCGUAGAGUACCUUGCGAUUCCUGGUAUUUGAAACAAGCGAAAUCAUUUCUCAACCACCAUUAUGACAUCAGAACCGUAAACGAAUUUUGUUUUCAAACUCUUGUAUAUUCUGAAAGAAUAAAAUCAGGUUUAUUGCUCAAUGGAGUUCGAUUUCAGCCUCAACGGACCUUAUACGUGCUCAUUUCUUUUUUUACUGUGCGUUAGCCCUCGGAAAUGAGUGAAAUACGGCGAUACCAAAAAGUCGAUUUAGUCACGUUCCAAGCCUCGGUGACCCUGGCUUUGAUGCAUUUCGCCUAAUACUUAUGGAAAAGUGUCAGAAUAAAAUGUAGCACUUAAAUCAGCUAUCUUAUAGUCUUAAAUUGUGGUUCAUUUAGCAUCAAAAUUAUUGUAGUGUUGGAGACAUUUGCUUAGUUGCCAGAGAGGAAGUUAUGCAGUUUGCUCCAAAGAUGACGUAAUCCCACUGAUUUGGAGUAUAUCACUUGGGGCAGGCUGUAUUUUUGUUUGUUAUGUAUUUUUAAGAGCCAUUAUUAAAGGUAUCAUAUAAUUAUGCUUGAAACAAAGGUGCAAAUGUCUGACUUUUUAUCUCCAAGGAGGAGUGACAGAUGAGAUCAAUCAAUAUAGUGUUUAAUUUGACGAUCGAAAUCGUUCAGAGUAUUUUUCUUAUUCAGGUUUAUUAAUGGAUCUAUAUCACUCGCUCUUCCAUCAUGAAAAGUCCAAUUUUCCAAGGACAGUUAACAGGAUAUAACAUGUGAUUGAAAUAUCUUUAAUGAUUCAUUAUGUAUAUUAUGAUUGUGUACAGUUUGGUAGAUUGCUAAAACAGCAAAUCGAAGCCUUCAUUUUGAAGCCACUAACAGACUGAAUAUUUAAGGGCACACUUCACAGCUGUCUAAAACUGAAAUCAAAGAGAACGUAUAAAGAUAGUCUAAACAAAGAGAAACCAAACUGUCCUGCGAACAUCCAAACGUACUUGCGUCAUUCAAAGAAAAUAUAGGACCACUGCGGUGGCCUGCAAGAAUCGCUAGUUGCAGGGUAAAUUCUGUCCUAAAAAGUUUCGUAACUACUCGUCGUUGGAAAUACGAACAGUGUCUUUCUUUUCGAUUCCAGGAAGUCGAUUUUAUUUUAAUGAACACGGA
This is a messenger RNA of Pocillopora meandrina, 10759 nucleotides long. The record is from the annotation of a GenBank genome assembly. NCBI's taxonomy places the organism in Eukaryota, Metazoa, Cnidaria, Anthozoa, Scleractinia, Pocilloporidae.